Molecule: messenger RNA, 271 nt
Organism: Ilex paraguariensis (yerba mate)
Lineage: Eukaryota; Viridiplantae; Streptophyta; Magnoliopsida; Aquifoliales; Aquifoliaceae
Source: the annotation of a GenBank genome assembly
AGCCCCAAAAUUCCUAAACCCAAAACCAAUUGAGCAAGGCCAAAGGACAGUGGCAUGGAAGCAAUUAGGAGGAUCCAUAGAUGGCUCUGUGAGAGAGAUGGCUGCAAAACCCUUGGGAAUACCUGGCCCAGAUGACACUAUGAUGCCAGUCGGCGCCAAUCCAGGCGUGAACAACAAUGUAAGUUCAGGGGACGAAGCAAAAGGCGGUGCCUUAAGCAUAAGGGGAGGAGAUGUUGGCGCGAGGGAGUAUGGCGGCGCUGGGACGCAAUAG